Messenger RNA from Ananas comosus (pineapple), 966 nucleotides. Its product is annotated as calcineurin subunit B-like. The transcript has 6 exons. The record is from RefSeq and is a predicted model, not a curated record. Gene Ontology annotation, molecular function: calcium ion binding. Lineage: Eukaryota; Viridiplantae; Streptophyta; Magnoliopsida; Poales; Bromeliaceae. Bases 158 to 685 code for a protein of 175 amino acids.
AGCACCAUUGCGAGAAAAGCGUAAUCCCCCGAUCCUCCCCCCUUUACCUCUGUUAAUGGCGAAAUUAGGGUUAGGGUUAUGAUUAGGGUUUCGAUCUAACUCCGAAGCUCGCCUCUCCUCUUCCCGUUUCUCUCGCAGGUGCGUCAUCUCCGUCGCCAUGGGGAACACCUCCUCGAUGCUCACUCAGUACGACAUUGAAGAGGUCCAAGAGCACUGCAACCACGCGUUUUCGCAGCAAGAGAUUGUCUCGCUCUACCACAGAUUUUGCCAGCUCGAUCGGAGCGGCAGCGGAUUCAUCUCUGCAGAUGAGUUCUUGUCGGUGCCCGAAUUCGCCGUCAAUCCUCUCGCUGAGAGGCUGUUGAGGAUGCUGGAUGGUUUGAAUUUCAAGGAGUUCGUUGCAUUCUUACCGGCAUUUAGCUCUCGCACGAGUCUGCAGCAGAAGAUUGAAUUUAUAUUUAAGGUUUAUGAUUUGGACUGCAAUGGGAAGGUUACAUUCGAUGAUGUAUUGAAUGUGUUGCGGGACUUGACUGGUUCCUUUAUGUCUGAGCAGCAAAGGCAGGAGGUUCUGACACGGGUAUUAGAAGAAGCUGGAUACACACCGGAUUCCUCGCUAACUCUGCCCGACUUCAUGAAGAUCCUCGGCAACUCUGAUCUGAAGAUGGAGGUCGAAGUUCCAAUCGACUAGCAAGCUUCUUUAAGUAGAUUCUUCGUCUCAUAUUCAUCCAGUAGUAUUUUUCCCCUCCUGGGGGAGAAAUUCGUCGCAUUUAAAUUAUGCACCAGAUAUUAUCCUCUUCAUUUGGAAAUCACUGGAUCAUUUUUAAAAUUGAAUUAGUUUAUGUUUAUGAUGUGAGCAGUUACAUUUGCUGUACCAAAUGAUCUUAGAUUUUUGCAUGCUUUCCUUUUAUUGAUGAUGAAACAAAAUUACAAUUACAAUUGGUCUCUAAUAUCAUUAGAAUUCUUGGAUAA